Molecule: messenger RNA, 843 nt
Organism: Naegleria lovaniensis
Lineage: Eukaryota; Heterolobosea; Eutetramitea; Acrasida; Naegleriidae
Exons: 4
Coding region: 1-843 (280 amino acids)
Molecular function (GO): S-adenosylmethionine-dependent methyltransferase activity
Source: RefSeq, a predicted model, not a curated record
AUGAAAAAAUUAUUAUCGUGUGUGCGACAGGCCAACACAACCAACAUCUAUCUUCUCUCCCGAUCAAAGUUCUACUUUGUGAAAUUUUUGAUCAUGUCCAACACUGAAAAUUAUCGGAAUGUACAAUACAGUACCUCCCAAAGCCCCAAGAAUGAUCUUUCAAAAUACGGAGGAAUGAACAACAAGGAUUGGGAUCAAUUGUGGAGAGAUCAAUCCACUCCAUGGGAUACCAAACAAGCAUCACCAAUAUUGAAACAUUUGGUAGAAACCAUUUACCAAGAUCGAGCAGAUAUUAAACAUGCUCUAGUGCCAGGGUGUGGAAAUGGCUAUGACGUUGAUACUCUGUCAGCUUUAAAAUCAGUAGAAACAGUGGUUGGACUUGAUAUUUCGGAGACAGCUAUUGCAUCUGCAAAUUCAAAAAAAACUCAAUUCCAAUAUGGUAAUCCAAACAAAGUUCAAUUCGUUUGUCAAGACUUUUUUACGCUUGAUAAAAAGUUUGACAUUAUUUUCGACUACACCUUCCUGUGUGCUCUUCCAAUUUCUUUAAGAGAAGCAUGGGCACACCAAAUGAAAAAAUUGUUAAAUUACAAAGACAAUGCCAACGCUGAGCUUGUUACCUUAAUUUUCCCUCUUGUUAAAAGAACAAACACAGGAGAUCUUGACACAGACAUUACCAAAGGACCACCAUAUAUAUUAAGCUAUCCACUCGUUGAAAAGUUGCUUGUGGAUGUCGGAUUUGAAAAUAUUGAACAAUAUAAUGUUCCAACUCAAUUCAGUCAUCCAGCAAGAGCAAAUAAUGAAAUCAUUGCAAGAUGGAGAGUAAAGAAAGUUUCCAAGCUCUAA